AUGGAGUUCACAGCUCUCUCCACCCGACUGAUAUUUUCUGUUGUGGUGCUUCUGUUUGCAGACGAUCAGCACUGUUACUGUGACCGGAGCGAUGACACAGCUUCUCUUCGUGUUGAUCCAAACAGGCUCCAGUUUUUUGAAUAUGACUCCAUCCGUGUUGACUGUGAGGGGUUUGCUGACUUCACUGAGUGGAGAGUGAUGAGGAGGAUGGAGACGGGAGUCGAGACAAAAUGUGGUUCUGACUGGGAGAUGUCAAAGGGAUCCUGCAAUAUACAGAACGCCUUCACAUCAGACAGUGGAGAGUAUUGGUGUGAAGCUACAACAGGCAGGAGCAGCUCCGUCAACAUCUCCAUCACUGGUGGUGCAGUGAUCCUGGAGAGUCCUGCUGUCCCUGUGACGGAGGGAGACGCUGUGACUCUGAGCUGCAGGAGCAGGACGACGUCCUCUCUACCGGUGGCUGAUUUCUAUAAAGACGGUGUCCUGAUACAGACCGGCUAUGAAGGAAAAGUGACCAUCCACAACGUCUCACAGUCUGAUGAAGGACUCUAUAAGUGUGUCAUGAUCGGUGUUGGUGAAUCAAUCGAGAGCUGGCUGGUUGUUAAAGAGAAACAACCUCCCCGUCGUCUGUUCCUGCUGUGGGUCCCUGUGGUCGGCUGCUCUGUGGCUCUGCUUCUGCUGCUGCUGCUCGGACUCCAUCUGUGUCAGAAAUUCAGAGUGUUUGGCUCAGAAACACCAACAUCGCUCUCAGGUGGAACAGGAACAGUGUCUGAAUCAACCAGUGAAGUUCAUCCGCCGAGGGCAGAGUGUUCACGAUUCGUACAUUCGGAUUAUAGAGGAGUCUCCAGCCUGGCAGCAGACAGUGACCCCUGUAUUACAGAUGAGUACACCUACUACAACAGCAUCGAUGAAAUCAGAGACUUUGAACUGUCACUGAGAGCUCCACGUGACUGAGGAAAGACUGUUUACAGCUUUAUGUCAGAUUGUGAAGAAUAUUUUAUAUUAAUGCCUGUUAGAUGUGAGGACGCCUAUGUUGUGUGUACUCAGAAAAGAAUAAUAAUAAUGGUGAAUAUAUGAUUGAUUUUAAAAAGAGUGCAGCUGUGUGGUUGUUUCAAAACAUUUCUAUAAACGACGAGCUGUCGAGCAGCAUCAGGGUUUAUUUAUAAGAGCGAGCAGGUUUUUAGUAGGUAAAAACAGAUAAGCCGUGUGGUUUUAUCUGAUAUUUGUGAACAUGUGUGCUGCAGCUUUAAAUACUCUCUCCGUGCUCCACUGCAGACUGACCGAAAUCUGAAGCAGCUCCAAAUAUAAUUAACAAGCUGUUUCACACUUCAGACCUUUAACUGAGACUUUAGUAUCUAAAAAUCACACUGAACUGUUUACAUACAAUCACAGUUCCAGUCCAGAUUUAACCCUCCGAACCCCAGAAAAGUAUCUUUCGUCAAAAGUACACUGUUUAUCAUAGAAAUAAACCAUAAAAACGUGUGUUUUCGUCAGAAUUUUAACUUUAUGAUGGUCCUUGAAUGGAUCUUUGGUUACCAAUGUUUCAUUAUAAAAAGUGAGCAAAGCUUGUUAAAAUAAAGUGUUAAAAUGUU
Messenger RNA from Centropristis striata (black sea bass), 1589 nucleotides. Its product is annotated as high affinity immunoglobulin gamma Fc receptor I-like. Gene Ontology annotation, biological process: cell surface receptor signaling pathway. The transcript has 9 exons. Gene Ontology annotation, molecular function: transmembrane signaling receptor activity. The record is from RefSeq and is a predicted model, not a curated record. NCBI's taxonomy places the organism in Eukaryota, Metazoa, Chordata, Actinopteri, Perciformes, Serranidae. Bases 1 to 951 code for a protein of 316 amino acids.